Molecule: messenger RNA, 2547 nt
Organism: Varanus komodoensis (Komodo dragon)
Lineage: Eukaryota; Metazoa; Chordata; Lepidosauria; Squamata; Varanidae
Gene: NPAS1
Product: neuronal PAS domain protein 1
Exons: 11
Coding region: 1-2547 (848 amino acids)
Biological process (GO): regulation of transcription by RNA polymerase II
Molecular function (GO): RNA polymerase II transcription regulatory region sequence-specific DNA binding; protein dimerization activity; DNA-binding transcription factor activity, RNA polymerase II-specific
Source: RefSeq, a predicted model, not a curated record
AUGGCGGCCCUCUACGGCAGCGAGGUCAAAUGUGUCAGCGUCGAGUGGGACUUCCUGCAGGGGCUGCUGGUGAAGAACCAGCCCGUGCCCUGCCUGCAGGCCCUGCGCAAGGAGAAGUCCCGCAAUGCCGCCCGCUCCCGCCGGGGCAAGGAGAACUUCGAGUUUUACGAGCUCGCCAAGAUGCUGCCGCUGCCCGGAGCCAUCACCAGCCAGCUGGACAAGGCCUCCAUCGUGCGCCUGACCAUCAGCUACCUCAAGAUGCGCGACUUCGCCAGCCACGGCGACCCCCCCUGGGGCCUGCGAGCCGACGGGCCUUCCCUGGCCGGCAAAGCAUCCGGCCGGAGGAGCGCAAGCGCCCUGCUGACAGAGCUCUUUGAACAGCACCUGGGGGGCCACAUCCUGCAGUCCCUGGAUGGGUUUGUGUUUGCACUGAACCAAGAGGGAAAAUUCCUUUACAUCUCUGAGACGGUGUCUAUUUACCUCGGGCUCUCGCAGGUGGAGCUGACCGGGAGCAGCAUCUUCGACUACGUCCACCCAGGAGACCACCCAGAAGUCGCCGAGCAGCUGGGCCUGAAGGCGCCCUCGGACCCCGCCCCCCACGGUCGCCAGAAAGCCCCUGGUCUGGCAGCGGCCGCCUCUUCUGGCCGCGUGGAGGCCUCCGAAGCCGAUCCCGCCGGCCCCCGGCCCGCCGAGAGCGAUGCCCUGGAGCGCUCCUUCUUCAUCCGCCUGAAGUCAACUCUCACCAAGAGGGGCCUCCACGUGAAGACGUCGGGCUACAAGGUGAUCCACGUGACGGGCCGCUUGCGCCCGCGCCUGCCGUCCUUCUCCCACGCCCACUCGGUGCUGGGCCGCGCGAUGGGGCUGGUGGCGCUGGCCCACACCCUGCCCCCCUCCACCCUCAGCGAGGUGCGCAUCGAGUGCCACAUGUUCGUCUUCCGCGUCAACAUGGACCUGCAGAUCAUGUACUGUGAGAGCAGGAUCAGUGAUUAUAUGGACUUGUGUCCCUCAGAGCUCGUUGGCAAGAGCUGUUACCGGUUCAUCCACGGCGAGGACGUGGAGGGGAUCCGGCAAAGCCACCUGGACUUGCUGAACAAGGGGCAGGUGGUGACCCAGUACUACCGCUGGCUGCAGAAGGGCGGGGGCUUCGUGUGGGUCCAGUCCUGUGCCACCAUCUCCGUGAACGUCAAGAACCCCAGCGAGAAGAACAUGGUCUGGGUGAACUACAUCCUCAGCAAGCCGGAAUACAAGAACACCGCUCUGGACGUCUUCCAGCUGCCUGGGAAACCCACGAGCUUGACGGAUGGCUCCGAUGAGGGACCGGAUUUCAAAGGUAGCGGCUUUGCCAAGGACAGCAGCCCGGUGCUCUACUCCCCCGGCAAGCCCGGCGCGCUCGCCGAGGGCUAUGCGAGGAGCGUGGUGGAGGCCAGACCCCGCUGCCAUGGGGCGGACACCGAUUCCAGCGGCCCCGAGAUGAGCUACCGGGACGAGGAGGCCUCCGAGGGAGCCGGCGGAAGCGACAUGGACGCGCCUCCGAGCAAGCGCAUCAAGCUGGAGUUCCAGCCCGAGAGCCCGCCGGGCGAGGCGAAGGGGGCUUCGCUGCCCACGUCCGAGGAGUCGGACAGCGGCAGCGAAGCGGAGCUGGGCCUCCUUCCUCAGCACAGGGCGCCCCUGGCCCAGAAGCUGAACGGUUGCAAGUCUGGCGGGCAGAGGGGCGCUGGGCUGGGCCGCCCCUGCACCUCGGAGUUCACCUCGGUCAUCCAGACCCAGAAGAGCACGGCCCUGAAGGCCAGCACGGGGCUCAGCAUCAAAUCUGAGCAGGCCCCCGGGCCCCGGGGGGUGCCCUGGACCUGCCCUGCGGCUGCUCACAAGGGCGGCCCAUACCCCGGGAGCAAAGCGCUCAGCUUGGAAAAGGCCGCCCCGAGGCCCGCCCCGCCGCACCUGUACGUCACCAUCCCGGACUCGGUGCUCACCCCUCCCGAGAUGGACGGGGGCGCGGCCAAGGGCCCCUUCCGCACCUCCCCGCGCGCCGGCCCCGCGGCCCCGUCCUCGGCGGAGACGCUCUCGCCCCCGCUCUCGGGCUCCCCCUGCGAAGAGCGGGCCGCCUCCACCCCGUUCACCCCGCUGGUCUACCCCGCGGAGAUGGAGGUGCUGCAGCGGUUCCACGCCGGCAAUGUGGUGGUGCCGCUGGUGCACCAGCUCGGCAACCCGCACGCCGGCACGGCGGGCUCCCCGGGGCUCUUCGCCACCAGCACGAUCCGCUACGCCCCGGCCGACGUGAGCCUCGCCAUGCAGGGUGGGGUGCUGCCGCCCUCCCACCCCGUCAGCCUCAUGGACCUCGGCGGGGCGGAGGCCAAGGCCUCCCGCGAACUCAUGUACCAGCACCUGCAGCGGCUGAACAUGGUGGCCCCGUUUGGGAACUCCGCCGGCCUGGCCCAGCUCUCGGGGGGAGCGUUCGCCACGACGGACUCCUUGUUUUCCACCCUGCCCUUCUCCUUGGCUGGCGGCGGGGCCCACGGCCCGCCGGCGUUGGAACACACGGAGGACUGA